Sphaeramia orbicularis (orbiculate cardinalfish) is the source of this 4942-nucleotide messenger RNA. RefSeq names its product ABI family, member 3 (NESH) binding protein a (gene abi3bpa). The record is from RefSeq and is a predicted model, not a curated record. The transcript has 23 exons. Gene Ontology annotation, biological process: positive regulation of cell-substrate adhesion; extracellular matrix organization. The coding region runs from base 245 to 3961 and encodes 1238 amino acids. Gene Ontology annotation, molecular function: protein binding. Lineage: Eukaryota; Metazoa; Chordata; Actinopteri; Kurtiformes; Apogonidae.
UGAGCUGCACUAGUCCAAAGAGCCUCCAUCUCAGAGAAGUAGCCCAGCUUCUCCACAAACAUCCGCAGUGUGACUCCUGCAGCUGCAGCACAAAUACAUUUAACCUGUUGUCAAAGAGUUGUUUCAUCAGUGAGCCAACACUCAGUGACUCCGUCUUAUUUCCUUGUGUCUUCCUCCUCUUGUGAGAAUCCUGAACUCAUUCAGACCUCUGAAGUUUGUUGCACCUGAACCGGCCACAGUAGAGAUGAUGAGGAUGAGUAUGCAGCACUCCAACAGCUUUCUGUUCAUCCUUCUCUUCAUUGCUGGUAUAGUUCUGUCUGGUCCCUCCACUCCCAGCAGGAGCAGAGUGAGACGUCAGAACAUGAAAGUCCGCAUCAACGCGACUGGAGACACUAUUGUGCUGAAGUUUUUGCGUCCUAAUGCUGACACCAAGCUGGAAGGUUACAUCCUGGGUUAUGGUAGCAGCAUGUUCUCCAAACAGUUCAUCCAGCUGCCUGAGAAUGGACAGCCCUACGAGACGGAGUUUGAUGCUGAGCCGAAGUACCUUAUUGCAGUCCAGCCCAUCCCAGUCAAUGAGGUGAAAAAGCAGUGCACAGGUAAAGUGGAACUGGAGAAGCCUCUACACUUGGUGAUUGGGUCAGUGACACCCACUUCAGUUCUGCUUUCCUGGGGGACUCUGCUGAAAACCCCCUAUGAGAGCAAUGUGAUGAAUGACUGUCUUGAGGAUGGACACUACACGGUUCGUUAUCGUGAGAGGAGCAGGAAGUGGAAUUAUCAGACCUGCCCAACGAGUGACACAGUCAUUGACAAUCUGAAACCCAACACGGUGUAUGAGUUUGGUGUUCAGCCCAACUCUAAGGACGGUGAUGGACACUGGAGCCAGCCGGUCAUUCACAACGUCAGCAUGGAGGAGAAGGCAAGAAAACCAAUUAAACGCCCAAUCACCCCUGUGAAGCCUUUAACGACGGGCCAACACUCCUUACCCUUUGCUCAUCGUCACGCCUCCCCUAACAGGACCCAGGGCAGAGUGCCCCUCUCCCGGAACAUAGUCCCAAAGACAACUCUUGCUCCAACCACAACUACUAGGCAGGAUUUUCUGUCAACACCUGGACCCGCGGUGCCUGUUGUCACCAAACGCCCAUUUGGAGGAGAAGACCUUUCCAGAUCUGUCUUGCCUCCUUUACUGGCAGUCCCUUUAGCUCCCAAGUUCAUUCCACAACAUAACUUCUCAACCACUAAGGCCCCCAUGCUGGCUUCUGUGUCAACCACCCAGAAAAAUGUAGAGAGACUUGGCCAUUCUCUCAGUCAACGAAAACCAAAGCCACAACGUAAAGUACCUCAACCAACACGACAAACCCAGCAACCUCGACCAAAGCCCCCACGAAAGACUCAGCCUCAUCCAAAAACACAUUUCCAAACUGAACCACAAUCCCCAAAGAUCCAAUCAACAACCCAACCACUACCGAUCAGAUUUACAUCUUUGCCUGUGCCACAAACCCAACCUCAAUCACAAUCAACCACCCAAACCCAUCCUAAACUGCAACCUCAACAAACAUCAAAACCUAUAAUCCCAAGGAAACUACAGCCACAACCCCUAACAACAUCUCCUCACAUAGCUGAGACCACAUCAACACCCAAACCCAUGCCACAGACCCACCCUCAUCUUCUUCCACAUGAAACAUCACAGCCAGCUACUAUAAUCCAGUCACAGUUUAAUUCUCAGCCAAAACCCCGUCACCAACCAAAUCCCCAACCUACACCCCAGAUCUCAUUUGAACCACAGCCUCAACCCCCCCCCCUACCCAAACAGCAACCCCCAUCUCGAACAAAACCUCAACUAAAGACCCAGACCCAACUAUCACCUCAAAUUCAACCAACUCCUCAUGUUACACCUGUGAUACAAACUCAGACAACAAAACCAACACCCCAGCGCACAACUCAGACACAUCAAGCACUAACAGACACUCAUAUUCAGCCACAGCAUAAACCACAAUAUCAAUCUACAGGUCAGCCACAAACACAACCUCAACCAAAGUCCAAUCGCAGAUCUAAACCACCUACCCCGCCUAAUCUAAACACUGUGCGCCAUUCAAAGGCGCAGCCAACACCGAAGUCAAAGGUAAAUGAUUCCGUACCAAAACCCAAGACGCAACACCAAUCAAAGAUCCAACCCAAAGUCCGUCCUCAGUCUCAACCCAAAAAACCACCAAAGACUCACCAUCAACACAAGACCAAGCACCAGCCUAAACUUCCUCAGCCACAGGAUCAUUUACAUAAAAUUAAGGCCCCACCAGUAUCUGAAUCUCAACCCACCUUACCAACACAUCUUCUGCCAAAGGCCCAGCCUCCGUCCCUCCAGUCCCUACCUGUCCCUCUACCUAAGCCGAACCCUGCACCUAAACCCCAACCACAACUUCCACCUGGGCUUCAGCCUCAGACCAGGAGCAAUCCUACCACGGUCACCCCAAGGCAUGCAGCCCCUACGGCUCCUAGUCCACCAGAAGAGGGCAAGCCUCUACCAAGACCUGUCCUGGCUGCAGAGAAGGCCAGUAGUAACAAUCAGGGUACUGGCAUCCUCAGAUCAUCAACUGCUGCAGCCCCGCGUUCUUCCAUUAGCUCAUCAUUUCCUCCAGCAGGAAGAAAAAUCAUACAUUCACGCACCCGGGUUCCUCCUAAUCCCACCCGUAAUGGUGACAGAACAUUUUCUCCAUCCAAGACAUUCACCUCUUCUCGCAGCUCCAGCACACCUGGGGCUGGUGGGGCGCAUCAUAGGGGCAAUGCUAUUCCUAAACCUGUCGUUGGGCCCAAAGAGGAACCUGCUCUGCAUCCCUCUUCUCCUGUCAACAAGAGACCCAACUUGGUCAGGAAACACAGUGACCAUGAUAAACCCAUGGACCUGAAACAAGGAGACAAGGAGUCCAUCUUGAAGCCAUUCUCUCUGGUCACAGUGAAACCUAAGCAAGAGUACAAACCGACGACCACCUCCCCAGUCACAGAGAAACAAGAGUACAAACCGACAACCACCACCACCGCCCCACUAGUAAACACCAGCCGCUUUGACCUGGGUGAAAACUCCUCCAUAUUCAGGCCUUUACCAACAUCAGAUGUAGACGUCAUGGGCAAGAAGCGAUUUGUAGCUCCCCAUGUGAUCUACAAGACGGAUAAAAAGCCAGAUGAGCCGUGCUCUAUUACCUCCUCCCUCGCUUAUUUCCCCGAUGAGGAGAACAAUGACCUGAAUGUGACCGGACCUCCUCGUAUCCCGCCCUCCAACGUCACUGUGGUCACAGUGGAGGGCUGCCCGUCUUUUGUCAUUCUGGACUGGCAGAAAUCUGACAAUGAAACCAGAGAGUAUGAAGUUGUAUCUACCACUAAAGGACCAAAUGGGAAGGAAGUGUCAGUACUAACAACCAAUCAGACACAUACAGCUGUGGAAAAUCUCAAACCAGAGAGCAGUUAUGAAUUCAAGGUAACACCAAAGAAUGAGCUGGGAACGGGACCCUCCAGUGAUCCUGUGUCUUUUAGCACAGAAUCAGCGGAUCCUCGUGUCAGUGAAUAUGUUGCAGGCAAAGAUGCCAUCUGGACUCAGUUCCCUUUUAAAGCUGAUGCUUAUUCCGAAUGCAAUGGAAAACAGUUUGUAAAGAGAACUUGGUAUCGAAAGUUUGUGGGCAUCCAGCUCUGCAACUCCCUGAGAUACAAGAUCUACCUAAGUGACACACUCAAUGGGAAGUUCUACAAUAUUGGAGAUCAGACGGGGCAUGGUGAGGACCAUUGUCAGUUUGUUGACUCCUUCCUGGAUGGACGGACUGGCACACAGAUGUUUGCUGACCAACUACCAAGUCGGUCAGGAUACUUCAGAGCACUGCGACAGGAACCUGUUCACUUUGGAGAAAUCGGAGGGAAAUCGCAUAUUACUUAUGUAGGCUGGUAUGAGUGUGGAACGCCCAUCCCGGGAAAGUGGUAAAAGCGUGACCCCACAGAGCCACCUAAGACGAAGGAAGACCUCCAUGUUGGAAAGGAAUAAAAGCCGUCUCCAAAGGCCUGAUGGGGGGUUGGCCUCUCUUUCAUGUCCCUGUGGUCACAGUAGUUCUGUCAGUUGGUUUAUUCACCCAGGUAUAAACCAGUACAGGACUUUUAGGUGUCACAAAAGUCUGUUGAGGAUAUUUGCAACUUUGUUCUUCUAUUUAUCAAACACGUCACAAUGAACAAACGAAUGCAGGAGUUUGAACCAAAAUGUUGAAUAUAAUCAGACAAAACGUUGGGAAGCUGGCUCCCAAAGUGUAAUAACUUGUAUGAUAUUAUUUAUCAAAGGAUUGGUACUGAAUAUUGUGUGAGCUCAAGCUUUGGAGAUGAGAAAGUAAAAAUGUUUCUCAGUGCUUGCAUGGCAGUGAACACGCACGCUGUUAAGUCGUAUACAGAAAGAACAUGCAUCAUACUUUGAGUGUACAUUUUGUAUUAUGUAAAAUUCAAUCAUACAAGUACACACAGACAUGCAGAACUGGGAUUAUUAGAAGUUGCAGUUUGCACAGUAUUAAGCCUUUUUGCAUAUAUGUAUAUGGUGUAAAGUACAGUAUUGUGUACCAUCAGCCUUCGAUGGUAUUUUUCAAGUUUAUUUUUCAGGACAGAUAACAGUGUUACCCAAAAGGAUGCACUAUAAUAUAAAAAAAAAAAAAAAAAAAAGUUGUAGCCCUGAAGUUGCAUGGGGUCACUCUGAACUGAGAAUUCUAUUUUUAAUGCCCUUGAAGCCUUGUUGUGUAUUAUGGAACAGAAUAAAAUGUAUAUUGAAAAGAUAAAUGAAUACAAAAUUGGUUUCAAUAUGGAAAUGACAACUUGUUCUUUACUUUAAACAAUAUGCAAAGUGUAUAUAUAGCUUUGUCUUUUGAAACAAAUCAGCCUGCUACAUUUUUAUAUGUAUUUUCCAGCAAUAAAUAAUGAUUUUUACUUA